Daktulosphaira vitifoliae (grape phylloxera) is the source of this 877-nucleotide messenger RNA. RefSeq names its product endothelial differentiation-related factor 1 homolog (gene mbf1). NCBI's taxonomy places the organism in Eukaryota, Metazoa, Arthropoda, Insecta, Hemiptera, Phylloxeridae. The record is from RefSeq and is a predicted model, not a curated record. Gene Ontology annotation, molecular function: DNA binding. Gene Ontology annotation, cellular component: nucleus. Bases 158 to 598 code for a protein of 146 amino acids. The transcript has 5 exons.
AUUUUAAGUCUGUUUAUUGCGUAUUGAAGUUGUUAAUAAAUUCAUUUGUAUUUUAGCUAAUAAACUAUUUUAUAACUUUUAUGAUAUUAAAAAAAAAUAGAUAAAAGGUAUUUUAUCUUUUAAUCUUACAGAUUUAUUUGAAAAUAAAUUCAUUACUAUGAGUGAUUGGAAUACAGUGACUAUUUUGAGGAAGAAACCUCCAAAGCCAUCUACUAUGAAAUCCGAGCAGGCCAUCAAUAAAGCAAGACGUGAAGGUGCUACUAUUGAAACUCAAGUGAAAUGGGGUGCUGCAACAAAUAAACAUCAAGUUACUACAAAAAAUACAGCCAAGUUGGAUAGAGAAACUGAAGAAUUGAAGCAUGAAACGGUUCCAAUAGACUUGGGUCGUCUUAUUCAGCAGGGACGUUUAAAGAAAGGCUUGAACCAAAAACAGUUGGCUACUAAAAUAUUCGAAAAACCACAAGUUAUUCAAGAUUAUGAGGCUGGACGUGGAAUACCUAAUCAAGUAAUCAUUAGUAAGAUUGAAAGAGUACUUGAAUUAAAAUUGAGGGGAAAAGAUCGUGGCAAACCAAUUCUACCCCCUAGUUCUAAAAAGUGACGAACUUGGGGGAGUACAAAAAUUAAAUAGUCACUGAUUUAUCUUAUAUUAUUCUUGAAUAAUACUGUGACCAACAUCUACCUUCAUAAAACUGUGUUUUAUAUAUUAUUUGUUUUACUUUGUAUUAAACUAAUAUUAUAAUUAAAAACUGUCAUGUUAAAUUUUUGCAAUUAUAUUGUUUCACUGUAUUAAAAAAAAUCUUUAUAUUAAAUAUUAUAAUCUAAUUCAUUUUUUGAUUAACUAUUCUAAAAUAAACUAAUUUACAAUAAAAAGUACANU